AUGGUCUCCGAAGAGAAUAUCGGGUACAUCGAGCCCGAGCGGUUUAGCGACGUCGACUCGGCGCUGGGCGACGAUCUGAUCUCAGAAUCCGACACCGAGUCGCUCCGGUCUAGCCUGCUGCAGAGCGUGUACGAGAACGGACGCGGCUACCACAAGUACAAGGACGGGCUGUACUUCAUGCCCGAUGACGAACGCGAACAGGAGCGCCUGGACAUGCAGCAUGAGAUCUUCCUACACACCAUGAACAACAAACUGCUGGCGGCCCCGGUCGCCGCAUCUGACGCCGCGCUGGACGUGCUCGACAUCGGCACCGGCACCGGCAUCUGGGCGAUUCACUUUGCCGACGAGAACCCGCGGUCGACGGUGCUGGGGACGGACCUCAGCCCGAUCCAGCCCUCAUUUGUGCCACCGAACUGCAAGUUCGAGGUAGACGACUUCGAACAGACGUGGUGCUUCCCGCAGAAAUUCGACCUCGUGCACGGCCGCAUGCUCGCCGGCUCCCUGGCAGAUCCCCUCAAGCUGCUACAGCAGGCGUACCAGGCGCUCAAGCCGGGGGGGUGGGUCGAGCUGCAGGACUUCGCGUUCCCCGUGCGGGCGGACGACGGGACCAUGGCGGGCACGGCGUUCGAGCGGCUCAACGAGUUGCUGGUGGCGGGCCUGCACGCACUGAACCGCGACGGCGCCUGGGCCGCCCGGUACAAGGAGCUCAUGGAGCGGGCGGGCUUCGCCAACGUCGUGGAGAUCCGCUACAAAUGGCCGCAGAAUCGCUGGCCCAAAGACCCGCACCUCAAGAAGAUCGGCCACUGGAACAUGGUCAACACCCUCGACGGGCUGCACGCCUUCUCUGCCCGCCUGUGUACCAAGGUGCUCGGCAUGGGCGUGGACGAGUUCGAGGUGCUGCUGGCCGAGUCAAGGAACGACAUUCGCAACCCCAAGAUCCAUGCCUACUGGCCUAUGUAA
Messenger RNA from Fonsecaea erecta, 960 nucleotides. RefSeq lists its product as hypothetical. Bases 1 to 960 code for a protein of 319 amino acids. The transcript has a single exon. NCBI's taxonomy places the organism in Eukaryota, Fungi, Ascomycota, Eurotiomycetes, Chaetothyriales, Herpotrichiellaceae. The record is from RefSeq and is a predicted model, not a curated record. Gene Ontology annotation, molecular function: methyltransferase activity.